This is a messenger RNA of Fonticula alba, 3188 nucleotides long. RefSeq lists its product as hypothetical. The coding region runs from base 1 to 3165 and encodes 1054 amino acids. Gene Ontology annotation, biological process: response to endoplasmic reticulum stress; regulation of proteasomal ubiquitin-dependent protein catabolic process; protein K69-linked ufmylation. The record is from RefSeq and is a predicted model, not a curated record. Gene Ontology annotation, cellular component: endoplasmic reticulum membrane. Lineage: Eukaryota; Rotosphaerida; Fonticulaceae. Gene Ontology annotation, molecular function: UFM1 ligase activity. The transcript has 10 exons.
AUGAACAAUUUGGAGGGCCUCCGCCGCGCUCUGGCCCAGGCCCAGUCUCAGGCGUCCGGCCUGGCGCCCGGUGCCCGAGCCCCCGGAGCCGCCCUCCUCCCGGAACACCUCAUCCACGACAUUAUCGCUUUGGCCCUGGCCGGGGUCGGGCCCGGCAGCGACUCGUGUUACCUUUCGGCCGAUGAGAAAGAGUAUCUCAGCCUGGGGUACCUGCUUCGGCGGCUGGGCGACUAUGUGACGGCUGUCGGCGGCCGAUGCCCGGUGGAUGCUCACCUGGCCGGGCAUUUGAAUGUCGGCCCGGAGCUCACCAGCGACCUGGCCACGCACCUGGUCCAACGCACCGGUGGAGAGUUCCAGAUCGUCGGCGGCUGCCUCACUUCAAGCCAUUAUGUCGAGAGAGCGGCCGAACUCGGGGCCGAGGCCCUGCGCCAGGCUGGCGGGUUCCUCGGCGCGGCGGACUUGGCCACGCUCGUGGAUCUGCCCGGGCCCUUCAUUCGCAGUCAUGUUGUCCCGGGUAUCCGGCGGCUUUUGGCGCUGGAGUCGCCCGACGGCCGGCCCAACACGGUGACCCUCUGUCCGCUGAGCGGGGCCCUCUUCACCGGGCACUACUUGGCCCAAGUUGCGGACCAAGUGUGCGCGGCCUUCGAGUCCUCGGUCAGACCGGUGCUCCUGGCCAAGGUCCUCACCCAGCUGGGCAUCCCGCCGCCAUUGUGGGAAAACGUGACCACCGCCCUGCGCUCGCGGCUCGCGGCCAGCCCCCUGCGCGGCCGGCUUGUGGCCGGGGCUCCGGAGCCUGCCGGAGCAGCACGCCUGACCCCGGACCAGGCAGAGGCAUACAUUGCCUUCCCGCAUCCGAUCCCUGUCACGGGCGCCCCGGCAGCCAGCAUGGUCUUCGUGUCGGAGGACUAUCAUCAAGCCCUGCGCACCCUGCUCCAGGACCAGCUGGACAAGGCGGGCUUCUUGUCCUUUUCAUGGCUCCGAUCGAUUGGUGCCCAGCAUCCCCAGGCCUCGGCCAAACUCUACCUCGGGGAUGUGCCUCUGCGCGAGACGGCGUCCAUGCUCCUGGAGCCGGAGCGCUACAUCUCCCGCUGCGGCCUGGCAGCCGCCACGGCGCAACUCCUCCUCGACCCGGUCUUCAGCCAAGAGGAGUCCCUUGGCUUCAUGGUGUCGGAGCUCCUGGAUGAGGAUAUCUCCGAGAAUCUGGCCCUGGACCUGAUCCGCGCGGCCCUGUUCGAGGCGCUUCCUGCGGCCGGCGCCCCGGCGCGCCUGCUGCUGCUCCCGGCGUCCGGUCUACCUGCCGAGCAUCCGUCCGCCCCGGCAUUGGUCGAUCUCCUGCUCGCGGACCCGGCGGGCGAACCCGGUGAGGUGGCUGCUUCGGGCCCGAAAAGUGUGGAGGUGGUGGACCUUCGUCCUUCGGACGCCGUGCUGCCGCCCCCGGCGCCUGGCGGUGCCACCUUCCUCCUCCUUUCGUCGGGCCGUCCUCCGGCCGAGGCCCCGUCAGCUGGCCAUGGAUGGGGCUUCCUGCUGGCCGGUGCCGGGGUGUCGGGGCUCCUUCGCGCCGCGAUGGCGGCCUUCCUGCCGGGAAUCCCGGCCGAUGGCAGGGCCCCGGCCCCGGCCACCGGCACUUGGGGCCCACGGCGCCGGCGCCAGGGCACCGGCCCAGCGCGCUGGCAGCGCCAGGCCGACGCCACUCUUCGGGGUCUGGUCCGGCAUACGGUCGCACACUUGGCCCGGUUGCCGCGGGUCCUGGCGCCGACCGGCCUCCUGGCUCUCGGCCAAGCCCAGGCCAUUUGCCAAGCGCCAGCCCUGCUCGAGCACCUGGGCGGCUUGCUUCGCGAGCACUUCGACCUAACGCCCGCCCUGGUGGCGGGCCUUUUGCCGCUGCUCGCCGGUCCGACGCUCGCGGACUUGUCCCGGCGCCUGACGCACCUGGUCAAUGACCGGCUCCUGGCCGGGCUACGGGAUGUCCAAUGUCCGCAGCCGGCAUGGCCAUGGCCGGCUGGUCGGCCGGCUGGCAGCGGCCAGUCGCCAUCUCACCCGGGGGGCUCCGCCCUGGCCGGUGCCGCGGCAUCGGGCCUCGCCCUGGCGGCCAGCGUCCUGCGUGCGGGCCACGUGCUUUCCGGGGCCGGGGUCCGUGGCAGCGCCGAUGCCAGCCUGGCCUCAAUCAAGCAUGCCUCCAUGUUCCUUACUCGGGACUUGCUGGCCGGGCUGCUGUCUCAGGCCGGGGGCGCUGGGCCGGGAGUGCUUGACGAGGCGCUCUGGCCGGCGGGGCCCCCCUCGCGAGCUGGCCGGUCGUCCGCCACCUCGGUGGAAGCCCUGCUCGGGCAGUUGACCCAUUGCCAGCCAGCUGCCGGGGAUUUGGCCCCGCUUUUCGAGCUCCUGCGGCGCUGCCCGGGGGAGGACCUCUUCCCCGGGCUGUGGGCCACCUUGACCGCGCUGACUCGCUUGGGCAUGGCAUGCGCGCGGCCUGAGGCCCUGGACAGCCCGGGCCAAGGCCAACCCCAUGGGUCGGAUUCGUGCGACGCCGCUGCCCUGUGCUGGACCCUGGCCGAGGGCGCUGCCCCCAGUCGACAGGGUCUCGAGCCAUUGCUCCGGCCGCCGGCCGGAUCGGCGGACUCCUCGGACCCGCUCCUUGGCCACUUGGCCAGCCUGCUGGCGGAUCUCAUGUUCGAGGCGCUGACGCUCUUGCGUGCAGCCACGCCGGCCGCGGUUGGCCCAUUGGAUUUCCCCAAACUCGCGGACAGCCGCCGCGAGGGCCACCAAGCCAAGUUGGCCGGGAUGCUGGAUCAGCUUCGACGGGAAGCUGCCCGCGCGGCCCUGGCCGAGCCUGACGAUGGGCCCCGGCCGAUGACCCUGCCCAAGCGCCUGGUAGAUGCCACUGUCCAGGCGGCCAGUUUGAUUGUCUGCCUGGCGGUGGAAGCCGGCCUGUCGCCCAACGGCGUCCUGCCGGCUUGCCUGCUGCUCCCGGGUGGCGCUCUGAUUGAGCAUCGCGGCGCCCUCUUGGACCUCGCCGGCCACCCGGACCCAGGCCUGCUGCCGCACAUCGACCAGUUGCUGGGGUCGGUCCUUCGGGCGCCGCACCGCCCGGUCGGCGAGGUGGUUGCUCUGCUCGAGGGACUCGUCCGCCGGAUUGCCCCAACUGCCAAUGCAUUGCCGGACCAGUGAAUGGACUCUAAUCUUUCGCGGCA